Pochonia chlamydosporia 170 is the source of this 330-nucleotide messenger RNA. RefSeq lists its product as hypothetical. The record is from RefSeq and is a predicted model, not a curated record. NCBI's taxonomy places the organism in Eukaryota, Fungi, Ascomycota, Sordariomycetes, Hypocreales, Clavicipitaceae. The coding region runs from base 1 to 330 and encodes 109 amino acids. The transcript has a single exon.
AUGACUCUCAAAACGAAACCAUUUACAAAAGACGGAGCUGUUACACCCAGCGAAGUCAGACUACAAACGCCACUCUUUGCACACGAAUGCUUCGCUUCACAUCCCACCGCGGACGACCGCGUUGACCGCGAGCUCGACGAUUAUGAGCCCUUUUCUCCGCCACAAGAAUGUCUCGACCGGGUAUUCUCUGAUUUGAGCAAACGAUUGCUAGAAGAAGAUCCUUUGGAAGGACGACGCGUUAGUGUAUCACAGUCGCCAAGUCUAUCGCCGCCGAAGGGGGGAAGAAAACCGCAACAGGGGGAUGCAACAAGUCCCGGAAACAAGAUUUAA